CCGAACACAAACACAUCUCGGACUCGCUCACAAUGUCGACCGUAUCUGAAGCAACGUCACGUCCCGUCGAGCCUGUCGCGCCCACCACCGGGGCUCCUAUCGAUCCAGUGCCCCUCUCAUUCCCCGCUGUUCUCCGCAACCCAGGGCUCAAUAGCCGCUUCGCCCAUCUGCACCGCGGGGGAGACAGCGAGGGACGACCAGCUCCAGCUCCAGUUUCGAACCCUACCCGGCGCGAAGACAGAGAGGGCAAGCGCUGGAUCCGACGCAAGGAGAACGCCCGAUUCGUCGGCAACCCGCACAUCGCGGCGCCCACGAAGCGGGACUAUGCUCCUGUGCGCCCGACCACACACCCGACGUUCCCAGUCCCCCUCCCGCCUUAUCUCCCGCGGAACGUAGCCCUCCCGCAUGCUGUUCCUCCCCCGAUAUCGCCAGACACAGCGAAUGCGGGUCGCUUCAGUCUUUCGACGCGCGGCAUGCGUCGCACCCUCCGCAAAGCUGGACCCCGCACGCAGGCGCUCGUCAAGGCGGUCGAGAACGAGAUCGUGGGAUGGCUCUCAGAGGGCGGUGUUGUCUUGCAGCCCGAUGGCACGCUCACGGCGGGGUUCGAGGGCCUCCAGUUUCCCGGACGGGCGAUCGGAGAACAGCAAGGUGUGCGGGAGGUCGAGAGGAGCCCGUUGAAGCUGGUGUGGUGGAUAGAGGACGACGCGUGGGCGAGGUACGUCGUGCACUGCUGCGCGCGCUACUACGAAGUCGUCAGCUUCAGUAAAGACACCUCCACCCACCGUCUCACGCAUCUGCUCCGCCCGAACGUGACUCGCCCGGACCACGCUGCCCGUGCAGCGCUCAUGACACCACCCGCAACGGACUUGGACCUCUCCUCGCUGUCAUCUUACGACUCUGACAUCCUCUCCUCCUUCUCUGACAUCCUCUCCGACGCCACCCACUCGGACGCCCUGUCCGAAUCCGAGAACGGCGGGGGCCCCCUGUCCGACAUCGCGUCUGAUCAUGAGCCACUCUCCGACAUUGCCUCGGAUGCAGGUGCCGAAGCUGACGUCGAGCGUGAGCGCGCAGAGGAGAGGCCGCAUUCUCCUGCAUCCGUCGGCUCGAUCUACCGCGAUGGGAUGCAAGACGCCGACGUGUGGUCCGUGGACGGCGAUAGCGAGCUCGAUCGCGCCAUCGUUGCCCUCUCUGUACAAGAUUCUCCUGUCUCGUCUGUCUUUCCUGAAUCCAUGAACCAGGAAGAAACACCCCGUCCGAGACAUGGUGCGACAUACCGCAGGCGCGUAUGGGAUCGCAACACGCGAUCAGCGUCGUCGCCGUCCAGAUCGCCUGCGCGGCGCGGGCCCAGGAGACGAAUGGACACCCACAUACUGACCAGUACGGCCCGGACGGGCAAGGCUGCAGGAAAGGGAGAACGGAGCUUCUACGAGUACCUAUUCAACUGAUACAGAGUCAGUCAAUUCACUCAGACGAUUUGGGGGGAUGAGAGUCGCGAUCAGCAUCAGGGGUUGUCAUGUUUAUACACGUGUAUGAGUUGUGUAUCGUAUAUAGAGACCUCCGCAGUGCGCAGGGGGGAGAUGACGUCGAUGUUGUACAAAUAAACGAAAUCGUCC
Molecule: messenger RNA, 1613 nt
Organism: Heterobasidion irregulare TC 32-1
Lineage: Eukaryota; Fungi; Basidiomycota; Agaricomycetes; Russulales; Bondarzewiaceae
Exons: 3
Coding region: 33-1445 (470 amino acids)
Source: RefSeq, a predicted model, not a curated record